CUGAACAUGGGACUUUCCGGCAGGACCACAGCUCCUGCCCUGCACUCAUUUGGCCCAGGAUAUCCUGAUUUGCUGAGGAAGUCUUCCGAAGGAGGACGUCGGCCAUGUGGUGCCUCUGGGGUCUUCUUCUCUACGAAGCACUCCUUCCCGUUGUGGUUAUCAGUGUCCAAGUGCUAAGCAAGGUGGGAGACUCCGUGCUGCUGGACGCAGAGUGCCCUACCGGCUUCCAAGUGCGGGAGGCCAUCUGGCGAUCUCUCUGGCCAUCAGAGGAGCUCCUGGCCACAUUUUUUCGAGGUUCCUUCGAAACUCUAUACCGCUCCCAAUUCCUGGGCCGAGUCCAGCUGCAUAGCAACCUCAGUCUGGAGCUUGGGCCCCUGAAAACUGAAGACAGUGGCAACUUCUCUUUGCUGAUGGUGGAUACAGGGGGUAAAACCUGGACCCAGACCCUGCAUCUCAAAGUGUAUGACACGGUACCCAAGCCCAUGGUUCAAGUGUUCACUGCUGCAACAGAAGAGACUCAAGCCCCCAAUACCUGCCAAGUCUUCUUGUCCUGCUGGGUCUCCAACAUCAGUGACAUAACCUAUAGCUGGCGACGGGAGAGGACAAUGGACGUUGAUGCAGAACUGCACAGCUUUUUCUCAAAUGGACAGCUGCUAAGUGUCUCACUGGGACUGGGAGACCAAGAUGUGGCCUAUACCUGCAUUGCCUCCAACCCCGUCAGCUGGGAUAUGGCCACAGUCACUCCCUGGGAGAGUUGCCAUCCCGAGGCAGCCUCCGGGAAGGCUUCCUACAAGGAUGUGCUGCUGGUGGUGGUGCCCAUCACGCUCUUCCUGAUUCUAGCUGGUCUCCUUGGGGUAUGGCACCAUGGCCUCUGCUCAGGGAAGAAGAAGGAUGCUAGCACUGACAGAGUGGUUUCGGAGACGGAGAAUCCCCUUGUGUAAGGUACACCAUGAGGGACAGCGUAAACUGGCGCUUGGAUCAUGAUGCGAGGCUCUGCCCAGUCACAUGAUGCUCCACACCUGGAAACUUCCAGGAUCCUCCUAACUUCCGC
Microtus oregoni (creeping vole) is the source of this 1051-nucleotide messenger RNA. RefSeq names its product SLAM family member 8 (gene Slamf8). Gene Ontology annotation, biological process: leukocyte chemotaxis involved in inflammatory response; regulation of B cell differentiation. Gene Ontology annotation, molecular function: signaling receptor activity. The record is from RefSeq and is a predicted model, not a curated record. The transcript is spliced from 5 exons. The coding region runs from base 105 to 941 and encodes 278 amino acids. NCBI's taxonomy places the organism in Eukaryota, Metazoa, Chordata, Mammalia, Rodentia, Cricetidae.